AUGGAGGUGACCAACCCGGAAACACCUCAAAGAAUUCCUCCCAGCAACAGCUCUCUUCGUGCGGCAUUCGGUCUGCAAAUGCUUCAGCAGCAGCAUGACGAUGCCAGCGAAGAGGAGGACCUGUCACUGAAAAAAAUGAAAGCUCUUUUGAAGGAGAUGGCCAAGGCUCUCCUUACUCAGAGGAACGUGAACAAUGCGAUUAAGGAUGGAAUUCCGAAACUCGAUGAUUUCCUUGGUGAAAUCGAGGAAUGCCGGAAGAUCAGGCUGAAGGCGGUGAAGCAGGAGCGCGACAUCAUGAACCGUGUCAUAUCUGAUUCACCUCAAGCUCAAGCUUAUCUGGCUGAGUCUCAGACCCAAGCCAGAAAGCGAGUAAAGCGGCAGAGAGGUUCUUCGCCGGGAAGCCCUGAACUUAGGGAUUUGGAUCCAGCGCCGAAUCCAGUCUUCUUCUCUGCUUCCACACAGACUGAGGGACGGAAGAAGAAAGUCCAAGUCUCUGAACCGGUUAAGGAGACCCCUAGCAAAACUUCCAGGAAGCCUUCACGACCCAGGCUCAAGAAGCCUAGGCCUGAGGCGAUUUUGAUCAAACCCUUAGGGGGGCGAUCUUUCGCCGAUGUCCUAGGACAGAUUAAAACCCAGGCGAAACCGGAAGAGACGGAGACUACAAUCAAGUCCAUCCGACGAACCCAGAACGGGGAUGUUCUCCUCGAACUGGGAAAAUCGAGGGACAAGGACGGUUUUGCUGCUUCCCUCAAAACCGCUCUUGGUGACAAAGGCUCUAUUCGAACCCUUCAACCGAGAUGUUCAGUGGAGAUCCGAGACCUAGACGCUCUAUCUACAGAGGACGAGGUGAUCAAAGCGUUAAAGAAGGCGCUUCCAGAACUACCGGGAGAAGCGGGAGGUCUCAAGGUCUGGUUGACAAAACCAAAUCGGAGCCAGCAGCGUAUGGCAAUUGCUGAAUUGGGCGAAAAGCACGCUAAUAAGCUGCUUAGCCUCCAGCACCUGAGAGUCGGAUGGGUGAGUUGCAGGCUCAAACAAAGGGUCAUCGUGCAAAGAUGCUACCGGUGCCUAGCGUUCGGUCACUCUUCCCGUACCUGCAGAGGGCCCGACCGAAGUUUCAACUGCCUCCGGUGCGGAGACCAAGGCCACAAGAAGAAAGACUGCACCUCGAGCCUCUCCUGUUUCCUCUGUAAGGAGACAGGUUCUGCUGGGAAUGCUCUUGGUCACUUACCUGGUUCUGGCAAAAGGCAGAGGCCAAUAAUCCGUAUCCUACAGGCCAAUCUUCAAAGAUCCUGGGGGGCUGAUAAUCUUCUAAAUCAGCUCGCCCGAGAACUCGGUGUCGACGCGCUCCUAGUCAGCGAGCAGUAUCGGGACAGGGACCCAGGCAUUUGGAUCCCAGACAGUCUAGGUACUGCAGCUUUCUGGGCCCGGAACUCACAAGAAGUUAUGGUGCGGAGUCACGGACGUGGCCGAGGAUUCGUCUGGAUAAGGUGUAGGGAUGUAACUUUCUUCAGUUGCUACCUCACCCCAAACGAGGCCAUCCAAGACUUCCGCGACAAGAUUGAUCGUUUGGAGGAGAGCGUGCUCGGCACCACUGGGCACGUUGUCGUUGGCGGUGAUUUCAACGCGAGGGCCGUCGAGUGGGGUAUGCCCUCUACCAACUCCCGGGGGAAAUACAUCUUGGACUUCAUCGCCAGGGCCGGGCUCGUCGUCCUCAACCAGGGCGACACGCCUACUUUCAGGCGCCCCGGGCAGAGAGGCACGAUUCCUGACGUAACCUUCGCGUCUGAGUCUCUUCUUUCGAGGAUCUCUGGCUGGAGGGUGGUAGAGGAUUACACGGGUAGUGACCACCAGUACAUUGUUUUCGAUCUGCAUGAUUUAAACCGUAGAGUUUCCGCAUCCCGGGAUGGGCCACGCCGAUGGAACACCAAUAAACUGGACGUGGUCAAGUUCACCGAGGUUAUAUCUCGGGGAGCGCAGGCGAAUCCUGGUGAGGCUGGCGCCGAGGCUUUAGUAACAUCCACGAUGGAACUUUUUGUCUCGGCCUGUGACCGGUCUAUGCCGCGAAAGAAACUCCGCCGUGGCAAGCAGCCCGUCUACUGGUGGGACUGA
Messenger RNA from Homalodisca vitripennis (glassy-winged sharpshooter), 2109 nucleotides. RefSeq lists its product as uncharacterized. The coding region runs from base 1 to 2109 and encodes 702 amino acids. The transcript has 3 exons. Lineage: Eukaryota; Metazoa; Arthropoda; Insecta; Hemiptera; Cicadellidae. Gene Ontology annotation, molecular function: nucleic acid binding; catalytic activity; zinc ion binding. The record is from RefSeq and is a predicted model, not a curated record.